Molecule: messenger RNA, 1975 nt
Organism: Mobula hypostoma (lesser devil ray)
Lineage: Eukaryota; Metazoa; Chordata; Chondrichthyes; Myliobatiformes; Myliobatidae
Product: putative nuclease HARBI1
Exons: 1
Coding region: 99-1385 (428 amino acids)
Source: RefSeq, a predicted model, not a curated record
GGAAGAAGGUGAGGUCCAGAUCGUGGGGUGGGGGUGGGGGUGGGCGGCAGGCUCCUUGAACUGGACCGUGGGUUGAGGGUGCAGUGUAGAAUUUGGUGAUGGGAGUGUUGUUGAGCCUUCCCCUGGGGCUGAAGGACGAGGAGGAGAAAAAGCAGGAAUUUACAGUGUGUCCCAAAGUCCGAAUCAGACCUGGUGCUGUUCCUGGGCCGACUGCAAGACCUGGCAUGGUGGUCGGACUGGGAUCUGGAUGUGGACGGGGAGUAACAGUUGCAGCUGGAGUUCCGGGAAGAGAUGGAUCGGGAUCCAGAGGCAGAGCGGAAGGCCGGUGCCGAGGAGCAGUACGCCGUGGGCGAAGACCCUACAGCAGGCGGGUGUUUAGAAACCGCACGUCAUACCUGAACCUGAGUGAGGAGCAGUGUGUGCAGCGGCUGGGCUUCAGCAGGGAGGCAGUGACCGAACUGUGUCUCCUUGUUCAGGCACAGCUGCAGCCCCGGACCAGGGCCUGGACUGCUCUCCCGGUGGCUGUCAAAGUCACAGUGGCUCUUAAUUUCUACACCACGGGCUCAUUCCAGGCGGCCACUGGCAUCAUCAAUGAUAUCACCCAAUUUGCCAUUCACUGCUGCAUCAGAGACGUUACGGAGGUGCUUUACGAUAAGAGGAACCAGUUCAUUUCCUUCCCCAUGGAGACGGAGAGCCAGGAGCAGCGAGAGCUCGGCUUCCGUAAGAUCGCAGGCUUCCCUGGCGUGCAAGGCGUCCUGGGCUGUGCCCACGUGGCACUCCGAGCGCCUUACGACAACCCAGCUGUCUACAUCAAUGCAAAGGGAUUCCACUCCCUCAAGGUCCAGCUCGUGUGUGACCACAGACAUCGGGUGAUGCACGUGUGCUCGCGUUUUCCCGGCAGCACGUGCCACUCGCUCAUCCUACAGGAAUCCUCUGUGCCCCCUCUCUUUGAGCCGGAAUGUCGGGUGUCAGGUUGGCUGCUGGGGAGCUCUGAUUACCCCCUAACUCCAUGGCUCAUGACCCCAGUUAGGAAUCCCAGGAGCUCCGGCGAGCACCAGUACAACUGCCGUCACGCCUCUUGCCACGGAUCCGUCAGGCGGACCAUUGCAAUGCUCAAACACCGGUUUCGCUGCUUGUCAAGAUCGGGGGGAAGUCUACAGUAUAGCCCCGACCGUGUCUCUAAAUUCAUCGUCGUCUGCUGUAUGCUCCAUAACUUUGCCCUGGAAAGAGGGCAGGUGUUGAGGACAUCUGAGGGGUUACAAGAGGAGGAGUGGGAGGGAGAGGAGUGUGAGUGGGAGGAGGAAGAGGAGGAGGAGGGAGAAAGGUCACCAAACCUCAUCACUGCCAUAGCUCUGCAACAAUGCAUAAUCCAGGGGUUCAGCUGAAUAACUGCAAGACAACCCCAGCCGGUUGAAUGACAAAGGCCACGUGCGCAGAGGUGACCCCAGGCGGUGCAGUUAUAUCCGUGAAUGGACACUCCUCACAGGGCCCUGAGGUGGGCAGAGAUGGAGGAGUCCUGACUGAUGUCGUUGGUUUCAGAUUAAAUACGAGUGAUGAUGUAUUUGGAACCCGAGGAUGACUCCUGGGGAAAGAGCAGAUGUUGUAGGAUGUUUCUGAUGUGUGACCAGGAAAUACAUUUGCAUUAGAGUGAACUAACUGUGAGAAAAUGUUUUGUGAUUCAGUUUCAAUGCUUGCGUUGUUGUGAACGCUGCAGGUUCUUGUACAUCUAACAACUAACACAUCUGCAUAAACCUGUUGGUUUAUAUUCCAUCAACAUUUAAAAUGUGAUUGUUUGAUAACGUGCGUAUGUGCUUGAGUGAUCCAUAACUUUCUGAAGGGGGUAGGCGGAGGAUGCUGAGAGCUGAGAGUGUGGACCAUGGUCAGCCACUGAUACUGAGAAUACUCAGCUAAAUAUUUUGAAUCUUAUAAUGUUGGAAAAAUGCUCAAUAAACUCUGGUUUACUUGACAACAUGGU